AUGGGCAAAAUCGCAAAGAUGGAGUACUUUCGGGUACCCCCGAGGUGGCUGUUCGUCAAGAUCACCGACGAGGCGGGCAACGUCGGCUGGGGCGAGGCUUCGUUGGAGGGCCACACCCAGGCCGUCGAGGGGUGCCUCGACGCGUGGUUUGAGAGAUACUCGGGCAUGGAGGCAGACGACAUCGAGCACAUCUGGCAGAUGUCAUGGCGGACGACCUUUUACCGGGGCGGCCCCGUCUUCAUGAGCGCGUUGGCCGGCAUCGACAUUGCUCUGUGGGAUCUCAAGGCGAGGAAACUCGGUCUCCCCAUCUGGCAGCUCCUGGGCGGAAAGGUCAGAGAUAAGCUCAAGGUCUACGCGUGGAUCGGCGGCGACAGGCCGAACGACGUCGAGCAGCAAGCACUCGCCCGCAAGGAACAGGGCUUCAAGGCCGUCAAGAUGAACGCCACCGAGGACCUCGGCUGGCUCGACUCCCCCUCGGCCCUGGACGCCGCCGUUGAGCGCGUCAAGGCCGUCAAGGCGCUCGGCCUGGACGCCGGCGUCGACUUCCACGGCCGCGUCCACAAGCCCAUGGCCAAGCAGCUCGCCAAGGCCCUCGAGCCCCAUCGUCCGCUCUUCAUCGAGGAGCCCCUGCUGUCGGAGCACAUCGGCGGCAUCAAGGAGAUCAGCGGGCUGACCUCGAUCCCCAUCGCCCUCGGCGAGCGCCUCCACAGCCGCUGGGACGUCAAGCCCUUCCUCGAGGCCGGCUGCGUCGACAUCCUGCAGCCCGACAUCUCGCACGUCGGCGGCAUCUCCGAGAUGCGCCGCAUCGCCGCCAUGGCCGAGGCCUACGACGUCGCCCUGGCGCCGCACUGCCCGCUCGGCCCCAUCGCCCUGGCCGCCAACGCCCAGGUCGACUUCGCCUCGCCCAACUUCGUCAUCCAGGAGAUGAGCCUGGGCAUCCACUACAACAGCACGGGGCAGGACCUGACGAGCUACACGCACAACCCGGAGGUGUGGAAGGUGACGGACGGCUACAUCGACCUGCUGACGGGUCCCGGGCUGGGCAUCGAGAUCGACGAGGCCCAGGUCCGCGAGCUUUCCAAGGACUCCAAGGCGUGGGUGAGCCCCGGGUUCAUCGGGCCGGGUGGUGAGAUUAGAGAGUGGUAG
Messenger RNA from Colletotrichum higginsianum IMI 349063, 1146 nucleotides. RefSeq names its product Mandelate racemase/muconate lactonizing enzyme domain-containing protein. Gene Ontology annotation, molecular function: galactonate dehydratase activity. The record is from RefSeq and is a predicted model, not a curated record. Gene Ontology annotation, biological process: amino acid catabolic process; D-galactonate catabolic process. The transcript is spliced from 4 exons. Bases 1 to 1146 code for a protein of 381 amino acids. NCBI's taxonomy places the organism in Eukaryota, Fungi, Ascomycota, Sordariomycetes, Glomerellales, Glomerellaceae.